Messenger RNA from Aedes aegypti (yellow fever mosquito), 1020 nucleotides. Its product is annotated as astacin. Gene Ontology annotation, biological process: proteolysis. Lineage: Eukaryota; Metazoa; Arthropoda; Insecta; Diptera; Culicidae. The transcript is spliced from 4 exons. The record is from RefSeq and is a predicted model, not a curated record. Bases 125 to 898 code for a protein of 257 amino acids. Gene Ontology annotation, molecular function: metalloendopeptidase activity; zinc ion binding.
CAAACAAAACGCUUGGAUUUUAAAUCUUCGUUAGCCUAAUUUGGCCAAUAUGCGGCUGUUAUUUCAGUAUCUUCACGGAGGCUAGCUUGCGAGGGUCCUUGACUUGAGUACACGGGGUUACGCGAUGGGUAAAAAGUACGCCUACCUACUGUGGAUUGUUCCACUUUUAGCCAGAAUAACCCAUGGAAUUCCGAUAGAAAUUGAGGAGCCAGAUGUAGCCAGUGAGGCCGAGGAAAUUGGCGGUCAUUUCGAGGGCGACAUAGUCCUGGACAGCACUCAGGAGGAAAUCAUUGCGACGGGACGUACUGCUCUUAUUGGACCCUCCUAUCGGUGGCCGAACUAUGUCGUUUUCUAUGCCAUUGAAGCCGGACACUUCACAACCAGCCAACAAACCGCCAUCCAGACAGCUCUGGAAGAGAUUAUGGCCGUCAGCUGCGUCAAGUUCGUUCCUCGGACCACCCAAACGGACUACGUCAGAGUGACGGGCGAGUACACAGGCUGCUGGUCGUAUCUGGGCCACAUCGGCGGAGCGCAGCAGUUGAACCUUCAGCCGAAUGGGUGCAUGUCCAAGGGUACCAUCAUGCAUGAGUUCCUGCAUUCGUUGGGAUUCGUACACAUGCAGAGCGCCUCGGAUAGGGACUUCUUCGUGAAGAUCAACUGGGGAGCCAUUAUCGGCGGAAAAAGCUCCAACUUCAACCGGUACGAUUCGACGGUUAUCAACGAUUUUGGCAUUCCGUACGACUACUACAGCGUGAUGCAUUAUCGGGCCAAUGCGUUUACAGUAAACGGUGAUGAUACGAUCAUUCCGAUCGAAUCUGGGGUCACAAUUGGCCAGCGGGUCGGGCUGAGCUACAAGGACAUCAAGCGUUUGAAUCAUUUGUACCCGAAUUGCGCCUAAGUGGUGAGCCGUGCGAUAUAUCUUCGCAACUAGAACUAGGGUAGAGUUAAGACAACUGUGAGCUGUUUCAAUAAAAAAUUUCAAUACUCUAAGUCGGGUGAUGGGACAAGGAGUUCGUUUCA